Manihot esculenta (cassava) is the source of this 1834-nucleotide messenger RNA. RefSeq lists its product as uncharacterized. The transcript has 2 exons. The coding region runs from base 80 to 1732 and encodes 550 amino acids. Lineage: Eukaryota; Viridiplantae; Streptophyta; Magnoliopsida; Malpighiales; Euphorbiaceae. The record is from RefSeq and is a predicted model, not a curated record.
UCCCCUUUAGCUUGGUGCUUCUAUAUAUUAUUCCUCGUCUUGAAGCUUUCUUUCAACACCUUCACCAGCUAGUCUACCAAUGGGGAACCUUCCUUCCUCCUCAACAUCCGCAGGUCCCGAAGUUGUCUCCCCCAUCGAUACCUCCUUCAAGCUUCCCUCUCCACUGCCAACAUGGCCACCAGGUGAAGGGUUUGGACAUGGAACCAUUGAUCUUGGUGGCUUACGAGUGUGCCAGAUUUCAUCGUUCAACAAAAUUUGGGCCGUCCAUGAAGGAGGACCAGAUAACCUUGGCGCUUCUUUCUUUGAACCUUCGCAAAUCCCACAAGGGUUCUUUAUGUUGGGUUGCUAUAGCCAACCCAACAACAGGCCGCUUUAUGGUUGGGUUCUUGCAGGGACAGAUGAGGUAGGGGGAGCCUUAAAGACGCCACUUGAUUACACGCUUCUCUGGAGCAGUGAGUCUCUGAAAAUAAAGCAAGAUGGCAUUGGCUACAUCUGGUUACCCAUGGCUCCUGAUGGUUACACAGCCGUAGGCGUUGUCGUCACCAAUUCCCCCGAAAAGCCCUCCCUAGAAAAAAUCAGCUGCGUUCGAUCAGACCUCACCGACCAAUGCGAGAUCGACACUUGGAUCUGGGGACCAGGCAAGGAAAGCGAUCCAAAUGGAUUCAAUGCGUUCAGUUUGAGGCCCAACGAAAGGGGACCGCAGGCUAUGGGUGUUUGUGUCGGAACAUUUGUGGCCCGAAAUGGCAAUGCUACCCCUGUUUCUAUAGCUUGCUUGAAGAAUGUGACCUCCAAUUCAUCUUGUAUGCCUAAUUUAAACCAAACUCAGGCAAUUUUUGAGGCAUAUUCUCCCCGGAUAUACUUUCAUCCAGACGAGAAGUACCUUACGUCCUCAGUAAGUUGGUUCUUUAACAAUGGAGCGCUGUUAUAUAAGAAGGGGCAAGAGUCCAACCCUGUUCCAAUUGAAGCAACGGGGUCGAACCUUCCUCAAGGAGGUCUAAAUGAUGGUGAAUACUGGCUGGACCUUCCUGUGGAUGAAAAAGCUAAAGAGAGAGUCAAGAAAGGAGAUUUACAAGAAACUGAGACAUACUUGCACAUCAAACCAGUUUUUGGAGCAACCUUCACGGACAUAGUUGUGUGGGUGUUUUUUCCUUUCAAUGGACCUUCCAAGGCUAAAGUUGAGCUCAUCGACGUUCCAUUAGGAAGGAUAGGAGAACAUGUUGGUGACUGGGAGCAUUUGACAUUGAGAAUCAGCAACUUCAAUGGGGAACUAUGGAGCAUUUACUUCUCCCAGCAUAGUGGAGGUUCUUGGUUCUAUGCCUCAGAGCUUGAGUUUGAAAAUGGAAACAAAGCAGUGGGAUACUCAUCGUUGCGCGGUCAUGCCAUGUAUUCCAAACCAGGUUUAGUCUUACAAGGGAGUAAUAGGGUAGGAAUCAGGAACGAUACUGCUAAAAGUAAAAUGGUCUUGGAUACUGGAGCAAGAUUCUCUGUAGUUGCAGCUGAGUACUUGGACACAAGUGUCAUCGAACCUCCAUGGCUCAAUUACUUGAGGAAAUGGGGUCCAAAAAUUAGUUAUGAUAUAGCGGCUGAGAUCAACAAAGUGGAGAAAAUAUUGCCUGGAAAACUCAAAUCUGCUUUUCAAAAGUCUAUCAAGAGCCUGCCAAAUGAAGUUCUCGGACAAGAAGGACCAACAGGCCCCAAACUCAAAAGGAACUGGACAGGAGAUGAAGUAUAAGAUAUUAUAAUUUCUAAGCGAUGCUUGGGAAAUUCAUCUAUAUAUAACUUUUUAAUAUAAACACCUUAGAACAAAUAAUAAUUUUUUACAUUUAGUAUAUAU